This is a messenger RNA of Anguilla rostrata (American eel), 1359 nucleotides long. It is a transcript of the gene dlx5a, whose product is annotated as distal-less homeobox 5a. The transcript has 3 exons. NCBI's taxonomy places the organism in Eukaryota, Metazoa, Chordata, Actinopteri, Anguilliformes, Anguillidae. The record is from RefSeq and is a predicted model, not a curated record. Gene Ontology annotation, biological process: regulation of transcription by RNA polymerase II; cell differentiation; embryo development. The coding region runs from base 134 to 982 and encodes 282 amino acids. Gene Ontology annotation, molecular function: RNA polymerase II cis-regulatory region sequence-specific DNA binding; DNA-binding transcription factor activity, RNA polymerase II-specific.
ACCAAGUCUUUGCUGCGAGGCAGGCAGCAGUCUGCGAGAGAACCCGUCCGUGUAGCACGCGCAAUGUCAGUGUAAACUUAAGACAAUUUUUCAUAGGCUGCCCUUCGAUCACCACGGCUGCACCACUCGAACUAUGACUGGAGUAUUCGACAGAAGGAUUCCAAGUAUUAAAUCUACAGAGUUCCAGAACCCUUUUCAAAUUUCCACGAUGCAUCACCCGUCUCAGGAAUCGCCAACUUUGCCCGAGUCAUCGGCUACGGAUUCUGGCUACUAUAGCCCCGCUGGCGGAGUUCAUCACGGCUAUUGUUCGCCCAGUUCGACCUCUUACGGGAAAGCGCUUAAUGCCUACCAAUACCAAUACCACGGGGUAAAUGGAUCUGCUGGAAAUUACCCUGCUAAAUCAUAUCCAGAUUACACUUCGUACACAAGCGCUGCUUACCACCAAUAUGCCGGAAGUUAUAGCAGAGUACAAGCGCAAUCGAGCCCGCAAGAAAAAGAAGUCGCUGAGCCCGAGGUCAGAAUGGUGAAUGGGAAGCCGAAGAAAGUCCGAAAGCCUCGCACGAUCUAUUCAAGUUUUCAACUUGCUGCUCUACAGCGUAGAUUUCAGAACACGCAAUACCUCGCCUUGCCAGAGAGAGCUGAGCUCGCGGCCUCUCUUGGGCUCACACAGACACAGGUCAAAAUUUGGUUCCAGAACAAAAGAUCUAAACUGAAAAAGAUCAUGAAAAACGGCGAACUACCACCCGAGCAUAGCCCGAGUUCAAGUGACCCCAUGGCGUGCAACUCUCCCCAAUCUCCCGCUGUCUGGGACUCACAAGGCCCCACGAGGCCUCACAACCACCAACAGAGCAUCAAUGCAGCGGCAACCUUCUUGGAAAAUUCAAGCUCUUGGUAUUCCUCGGCGGGUACUGUUAACUCUCACCUUCAGGCCCCCAACUCGAUACAACACUCAUUGGUUCUUGGAUCGGGGACGUUGUAUUGAAACCUUAUUUAAAUAUUUAAAUGUACUGGACUCAUGUUAUUUUUUUUUUUAAGAAUAUGCAAUGUAUUAAUACGACAGUUAUAGAGAAAAGUGUAUAGUGUGUAAAUGUGUGCAUGUAAUUUAUUGCAUUUGGAACAGACAUUAAACAUGUUUUAAACGGACAAUGGAACUCCGGACACUUGGAAUGGUGCCUUCAAUUAUGACCUCAAGACUUCUCAUCCUCUGUGCAUACGCUGCAUAUGUUGAUUGGGAAAUCCAGUUGUAUAUAGUUAUAAGGAGUACCUGGUACAAAACGUGGACCUCUGAGAAUGAAUUAGAAUCUUCAUAUUCAUCUGCAUUUAAUCAAAAACGAUUAAAAACGAGCAUGAUUAGCUACA